UGGAUUACUACUGUCGACCAGAAGCUCCUGGAAGGGACACACAGAGAAGGGGGGGUCCACAAACCUAAACCGUGAAAAUGUCCGCGGAGGAGAUCAGCCACGUCCUCAAAGAGGGAGAGCUGGAAAAGAGAACCGACAACCUGCUCCAGUUCUGGAAGAAAAAGACGUGCGUCCUGACCACGGACAGCCUGAACAUGUACGCGGACACGCACAGGCGCUCCAGGGGCAAAGAGCUCAAACUGCAGUCCAUCAAGAAGGUGGACUGCGUGGAGCGCACCGGCAAGUUCGUGUACUUCACCAUCGUGACCACGGACAACAAGGAGAUGGACUUCCGGUGCUCGUGGGAGCAGAACUGCUGGAACGCGGUGAUCACCAUGGCGCUGAUCGACUACCAGAACAGGAAGGCCAUCCAGGACUUCAAGACGCGGCAGGACAGUGAGAGCGGCUCUCCGGGGCAGGAGGAGAGGCGCAUGGCCAGGGCGCCCUGAUCCGCCGCGCACGCGCUGCGUGCUCUGAACAUGGAGAGAGGCGCACGAGGACGCACUGAUUCUAAACCCAAAGAUCAAAGCAUCACAUGUUUGUGGAAACCGAAUGCCUUUAUCUCCCUUCAGUGUCGAGUUGGACUAUUUAUAAGUCGAACCAAGCGGAGGACGGAAGUCCUCCGGGUCCAGAGAUGAAGGAUUGUUCGGAACCGAGCCCAGAACCGGGCCUGAUCCAGCCUCCACAGGACUGGACUCAGAACUAUUUCAUCUUUGCUCUGCGGAGAGGAAGUGACUCCUUAAAGCGUGUUUUUAAUUUAUUUGUUUCCAGGAAGUGGUGUUACUGGCAAACAGCUCAUUUUUGUUUAAAUUAUUUUACUAUUUCAACGUGUUUAAGUGUAUUUAUUUGAAUAAAC
Molecule: messenger RNA, 895 nt
Organism: Nematolebias whitei (Rio pearlfish)
Lineage: Eukaryota; Metazoa; Chordata; Actinopteri; Cyprinodontiformes; Rivulidae
Gene: phlda2
Product: pleckstrin homology-like domain, family A, member 2
Exons: 1
Coding region: 78-488 (136 amino acids)
Biological process (GO): positive regulation of apoptotic process
Molecular function (GO): phosphatidylinositol phosphate binding
Source: RefSeq, a predicted model, not a curated record